UUUCCAUGAUUCUCUCUGUCUUUCAAGUUUUAGGUUUCUGAUAAAAUCUUAAAAGUUUCAUGGUUGUAGACAAAAUCAACGUAGCUUCUCCCUUAUGUUGUGUUCUUCCAAUGUACGACUCAAAACAUUCAAGUUAUGUCACUGAAGAAGAUUCAGACGACCUGAAUCAUACUACAAAACACAAAAGAACCAAUGCUAUGCUUUCUGCUUCAGCUCACGAUCUGAGAUGUCUACAGGUAGAAAAAGAGAAGCAAGAUCCUGAAUCACCGAGAGGAGCUCUAGAAGCAUGCUUAAACCGAUGCUCCAUCUCUUCCUCGGAAGAUCCUCCUCAAAACAAAGAAGCUAUAGAAAACGCAGACGCAGACGUGCGUUGCAAGAAUCUCAGAGCAUCUUCGAACUGGGGGAAGUUCUUCAAGCUUUGGAAACGCAGGUCCAUGAAACGUUUGUCUUCUUUCCCUCCGUUAAGCUGUGCCCCAGUGAUCUCCAAACGCAACAAAAACGCAGAUCCAGACGUCGAUGAUCUGAACCUUCACGAUAUCUAUGACUUCCAAUCAUCUCUUCACAGCUUCUCAAUCACUGACCUCGAAAUAGCAACUGACUAUUUCAACCCUGAAAACAUAAUCGGGAGAGGCGGUUACGCAGAGGUCUACCAAGGAAUACUACCAGAGGGAAAGCUAAUCGCUGUGAAACGUCUCACCAAAGGCACAUCAGACGAGCAAACAGCUGAGUUUCUGUCUGAACUCGGGAUUAUAGCUCAUGUUGAUCAUCCAAACACAGCCAAGUUCAUCGGUUGUUGCACUGAAGAUGGAAUGUAUCUUGUUUUUAGACUAUCUCCUCUUGGGAGCCUAGGCUCUCUACUCCAUGGACCUUCAAAAGAUAAGCUUACUUGGAGCAGACGUUACAAGGUGGCAUUAGGAACAGCAGAUGGACUAAUGUAUCUUCAUGAGGGUUGUCAAAGAAGGAUCAUCCACCGUGACAUCAAAGCCGACAACAUUCUCCUCACCGAGGAUUUUCAACCGCAGAUAUGCGAUUUCGGUUUAGCCAAAUGGCUACCAAAGCAGUUAACGCACCACAACGUAUCCAAAUUUGAAGGAACAUUCGGGUACUUUGCGCCGGAAUAUUUCAUGCAUGGCAUUGUUGAUGAGAAGACGGAUGUUUUCUCCUUCGGAGUUCUUCUCUUGGAGCUCAUAACCGGCCAUCCAGCUCUUGACGAGUCUCAGCAAAGCCUUGUCUUAUGGGCCAAACCGUUACUAGAGAAGAAAGAUAUAAAGAAAUUGGUGGAUCCGUCGCUUGGAGAUGAGUAUGAUCAGGAUGAGCUUAACCGGUUAACUUCCACAGCUUCUUUAUGCAUAGAGCAGUCUUCUCUUCUACGACCCCGUAUGAGCCAGGUUGUUGAAUCAUUAUUAGGUCAAGAAAGUUGCGUUGUAACACCAAGAGAAGACAAUAGAAAGAUGAUGCAACGAACGUAUUCUGAGGAGUUAUUAGAUAGUAUAGAAUAUAACUCAACUAGGCACUUGAGAGAUCUUGAUCGCAUUCGAGAGGUUGCUUUAGCUUCUUGAAAGUUGAACA
Molecule: messenger RNA, 1569 nt
Organism: Brassica oleracea var. oleracea
Lineage: Eukaryota; Viridiplantae; Streptophyta; Magnoliopsida; Brassicales; Brassicaceae
Product: receptor-like cytosolic serine/threonine-protein kinase RBK2
Exons: 8
Coding region: 60-1559 (499 amino acids)
Biological process (GO): protein phosphorylation
Molecular function (GO): ATP binding; protein kinase activity
Source: RefSeq, a predicted model, not a curated record